Messenger RNA from Phaedon cochleariae (mustard beetle), 2746 nucleotides. The record is from the annotation of a GenBank genome assembly. NCBI's taxonomy places the organism in Eukaryota, Metazoa, Arthropoda, Insecta, Coleoptera, Chrysomelidae.
CAGAAAAAGCGCUUCAACUGUUCGGAGGACUGCAAGAAGUGUGCGGCAGCUUCAGACGGUUGGUUCUUGUUUUGUGACGUAGGGGGUGAAAAGUAGACUUUCGACGGGGGUGAAUUUGUAGGGUCGAAAGUGACUUUUACCUGUUGCAGGGGCUGUGCUAUCGGUGUGUGUGUGAUUUUGUGGUGUUUUUUUUCUUCGAAAGUGUCAUCCUGGAUGAAGGAGAAUUGAUAGAUAAUUAACUAAAUUCGGAAGCACACGAAACCAACCCUCCAAAAUGCUGGAGCUCACCAAGAAACUAGCCUUCCUGUACCCCACCUACGUCCUGGCAGUGGUCUCCAUAGGCUACAUCUUCGGAGAGCUGGGCCACUACCUCAUAGGCGUCACCAGCAAAGCCAUCGCCAAGGACCUGCACUUCGGAGACAUCGCCUGCCAGCUCAACCUGACCCACGUCUACUUGACCGAGUUGCCCGUCAAGUGUGCUACUGCGCAGAACGAGUCGGUCUGUGCUACGUACGAGAUCAACGGAACCAGGUACUGCGAAUGGACUUACAAUGGACUAGGAUUGGACUACCAAAUCCUAGCUGGACCCAGUUUCAUAGCUGUCUUCACCAUUGUUGGAGUUCUGAUGGGAUUUCUGGCUGAUAAAUUCAACAGGGUGAAAAUGUUGGCAGUUUGCACUGUGGUGUUCGGUGUUUCCAUUAUCCUCAGCGGUACGGUCAAAGAAUUCUGGCAACUGGUACUUCUGCGCAUGAUCAUGGCGGCAGGUGAAUCCGGAUGUAACCCUCUCGGUCAGGGGAUACUUUCAGACAUUUUUCCAGAAGACAAAAGGGCUCUGGUCAUGGCUGUAUUUAACUGGGGAAUCUAUGGAGGAUAUGGAAUCGGUUUCCCCGUGGGUCGUUACGUGCCCCACCUGAACGCCUGGGGACUAGGCUGGCGCGUAGCCUACUACGGCGCAGGCAUAGUGGCCCUGAUCCUCGCUUUCCUCACGUGGUUCACGCUCAGGGAACCGGAACGCACGGACAUCGGCGAGUCUGCGCAGAACGACCACGAGGACGCCAAGAAGGUGACGAUUUGGACGGUGAUAUCAGACCCGAGAAUCAUUCUGCUGUGUUUGGCCGCCUCCAUAAGGCAUUGCGGGGGCAUGUGCUUCGCCUACAAUUGCGACUUGUACUAUCAGACUUAUUUUCCGGACUACGAUCUAGGAUGGUGGCUGUUUGCAGUGACGAUUGUGAUUGGAUCUAUCGGUGUGGUAAUUGGAGGCAUAGUUUCGGAUAAGAUCGUAGCAAAAAUGGGAAUCAGAUCUAGAUGUGUGGUGUUAGCUAUCAGUCAACUGGUAGCUACUCCAUUCGCUUUUGGCAGCGUUUUUUGUACUCCGACUGGGGCCAUGAUAACCCUAGGUAUAUCAUACUUCUUCGCUGAGAUGUGGUUUGGAAUUCUUUUCGCCAUGGUCGUGGAGAUAGUACCAUUGAAAUUCCGUUCAACAACCAUUGGAAUUUUCCUCUUUGUCAUGAACAACAUCGGAGGUAAUCUGCCUAUCGCUGUCGAGCCAGUUUCCAAGCAAAUCGGUUACAGGGAGAGCUUGUAUAUUUUCUACGUUGGAGCCUAUGCCCUAAGUUCUAUUAUGUUUCUGUCAACAACGUUCUUGAUGGAUGGUCCAGUUGUACCAGCAUCCUCCCCAUCAAAGAACCUUUCUGGACACGAUAAUGUCGUCUUUACCGGAGACGAUACCAAUCUUCCUACUAUAACGGCCUUAGUGAGGAACGGCAAAAAACUAGACGAUGAGAGCAGUAGGCUGUGAAAUAAUAGUGAAAAAAGACUUGGGACAAUUUUUGGAGAUGUAUUCGUACGCUUACUGUGACCUACUCGAUGAGUUGAUUUGUCGUUUUCAAUAUCUCAGAUAUACAGAGAAGAAGAAUUGUAUAGUUUAUAUGACGAAAUGGACGUGAGAGUCGUUUUUUAUAUAGUUUUUUUGAGGGCGUGGUCACUUGCCAACUGAAUGUGAAUAUUUCAUUUCAAACCAAAUCAUUUCAAUCAAUGAUGUUGCUUGUAUGUGAUAUUUAAUAUUUCCGAUCAUUUCACUUCGCUCAGAAUGAAUCUAAUAUAAAUUUUGUUGAUGUAUCCCCAUACAGUUGUGAUUGAACAAGUAUAAUUUAUAUUGAUGAAUUUUAUUGUACAUAACAAAAAAAACAGACUAGGUACUUUUAAUCUUUUGUUUUUUUUUACCUAGCUGAAUGAUGAAUGCAGUUCAUCAGGUCCAAGAGCCUAUAUAAAAAAAAUAUGUGGUAUCAUUCUUGUGUGGACAAUCAGGUUUCAUAAUAACCUGUUCACAAAGUCUUUUUUGAGGGUUAUUGAGGUGAAAUUCCACAAGACUGCAAAUUAAUAAUAAUAGUAUAAUUAUUAUGAGCUUGUAAGUAUAACAAUAAUCAUCAAUUACAAAAUUUAUUUAACUAUAUUGAAUAAUAUACGAAUGAAAACUAAGAACAAGUUUUGGUUUGACAAAAAGAUUUAGGUACCCAUGAGAAAAUCAAUAGACAAUGCUAAAUGUAAUAAAAACAGUUCGUUUGUCAGCCUAUCUAUAGAUAAUAGCCCAAUUAUUCUGAUACAGGUUCUCGAAAGAUUUUGGAAAUGUACUCAAAUUUACAUUUACCAUGAAUAACUGCAACAUUUAAAGAAUUAUUAUGGCUUAUUGGGGUAUCAGGCUUGGAUUUUGUAGAUUCUUGUUGCAGUAAUGUCUCCAAUCGACAUA